This is a messenger RNA of Phaeodactylum tricornutum CCAP 1055/1, 2251 nucleotides long. RefSeq lists its product with no specific name. Bases 1 to 2121 code for a protein of 706 amino acids. The record is from RefSeq and is a predicted model, not a curated record. Lineage: Eukaryota; Bacillariophyta; Bacillariophyceae; Surirellales; Neidiaceae. Gene Ontology annotation, molecular function: RNA binding. The transcript has a single exon.
AUGGAUCCUUCACAAGUAACACGAGUCUCUACAGGAAUACUUGAAGCAGAAGCACAUACCUGCGGGCGAAUGAAGCGCAAGCGGGAAACCCGCGAGGGGAUUCCGGCGGAGCGCAAAAAGACUUUGCGGAUGGCACACACCGCAGCAGAAUGCGUUGUAGUUCCUCCAAUAAGGACCCGUAGAUCUCAACGCCUAUUUUGGAAACGUCGACGUCGUUCUGUAUGGGACGAAACGCGGCGUAAUCUGCUUCUCCUACUGGCCGGUCUGUUGACUGCAACGCGUGGACAGUUGACCCGCGCUCCCGUGUCCGUGGCUGUCCCAUCCGUGCCUCCCGCGCCGACUUUACCGCCGACCUCUUUUCCUACAGUGAGUCAGGCGCCAUCUGUGUCUGCCGCUCCGACAGAUCUCCCGACCGUGUCACCACAGCCGUCGACACUACCUUCGUCGAUUCCUUCGCCGCUGCCGACUAUUUCUCCUAGACCCACGGUUAGCGAAGCUCCUACGGGAGAACCGACCGUGACACCUUCCAACAGUCCGUCGUCAGCCCCUUCGAUUGCGCGUCAGCUUUUUGUUCGACAAGAAUACAAGCAAAUCUAUAUCAUUCCAACGGAGCGAUUUUUUGAACCCGAAGAAAUUGCUGCUUUCAACGAAAUUUACACAGGGUACGCUCUUUCAUUACCAGCGGCAGCCGAGCGCGUGAACGCUACCUGCGAAAUCGGAGCGCCGAGUAUCUCCGCUUGCGUUCCGGGGGUUGAUGCAUGUGACACCUUCCCGGAUGGCUUUUUGAACGAUUUUCAAUUUGCUUGCAACUGGUCCUCUGACUUGACGGAGGUUGGCAGGUUUCCUAGCGAGCUGGAAACAUUUAUCAACUCUGAUCUAGCGAUGGUAACCGAUGAUCUUCAGGCGGCGAACAUCAUUUUGACCGAAGCCUUGGCGGCUCGGCUGAUUCUUACACAGACGCCGGCUCCAUCUAGUUCUAUGAGGCCGACAGCUUCACCGUCAGCGCGUCCUACGAUCAGCCCCCCUCCGUCACUGCGACCAAGUAUCGCCCCCUCGGCUUUUCCAACCGCUGUUGUAUCCAUGGCACCGUCUUCUCUUCCACCUUUUACUAUGCCACCGUCUCCGCCCCCCUUGCCCGCAGAUAGCAAUGGGUUGAGCGUUGGAGCUAUUUCGGGAAUCGUAGUUGUAAUCGGUCUGGCAGCUCUAGCCGGCCUCGCUUUCUACUAUUUUCGUCGCCGCAAGAAGCGCCGUGAACAACGCCUACCCGAUGCUGCUAAUCAACGGCGUGAAAAGUAUCGACCCGACCCCUUUGAUAGUGUCGCAGCGCUCGCGGAUGAUCGAACAGAUAGCAAUUUUGCGCCAAUUCUGCAAAGUGAGUCCGUCGUGUCCAACAAAUCGCUACUUUCGGUCGGCGAAUCGAAUAUAGAGGAUGAGUCUGAGCACGAAACGGAUGGCACCAAGAACCUCCAAGAUGAAUUCGAUCUAUACAAGAACCCAACGCUUGAAAAAUUGCGGUCUGGCGUGGAAGAUAACGUGUCAGGGUUUGAAGGAAUUAUGAGUGCCGCAGUCACCAACGCUCUCAUGGGUGUGGAAGAAGCUCAGGUUGAUUCCGCCGAGCUCACAUGGGGUUGCGGAAGUAAAUAUACGGGCGCCGAACUCGAAGCCAGCGCUUUGUGUGAAGUUGACUAUUGGCUUCGACGAAACGAGAAUGCAAGCGUGGAAGGAAAACGCGCUUUUAUGCAAGACAUUCUCAACCGUGUGGUGGCCAGCGUCCGUUUCGGAAAAUUGGGCGCCGACGAUGCUUCUAGGACCAUCCACGAAUCGGCGGCCCUCCUAGAGUUGCCGCUCGCAAACAAGCUUCCUAUGGCAACCGUCAUUAUUUCCGGAAUGCGGAAAACUGUAACCUCUUUUGACAUUACCAAGGCUCUUCGAGAAUUCGGAGAAAUCGAUGUCGCUGCGGUGGCCUCUGGACAGCGGGGGUUCGGGAUUUUGCGAUUUCGGCAUCUCAAAUCGGUUGAUCGCGCCAUGAACCGCUAUCGCAAAGGCGAGAUAGUGGUACAAGAUGUAGCGGUACAAAUGAAGGCCCUGAUGCCCAGUGGAGCUUUGGAAAGCCGUGCAUAGAAGCAAAAAACGAGAAUUUGUCAUGUCACUACGAUGAAAUAAUUUGUACGAUCGGUGUCGACGACUAUACAAAGCAUGGCAUUCUGUUUACCUUGAGAUACGCAUACAGUAGACAUCCUGAUAGCAAACU